Molecule: messenger RNA, 1442 nt
Organism: Mangifera indica (mango)
Lineage: Eukaryota; Viridiplantae; Streptophyta; Magnoliopsida; Sapindales; Anacardiaceae
Product: ribonuclease 3-like protein 2
Exons: 4
Coding region: 135-1253 (372 amino acids)
Biological process (GO): siRNA processing
Cellular component (GO): nucleus; cytoplasm
Molecular function (GO): ribonuclease III activity; RNA binding
Source: RefSeq, a predicted model, not a curated record
UCCAUCACAAAAGUAAACUGUCCUAAUUCCGCAACACCUGCUGUUGAAUUAUCAGCCCUAUCGCCGACUCUUUUCAUCGCUUCAAUUCCUCCAAACCCUCUAAACUUCACUUCACAAAUUCACCACCGGAAGCUAUGCACCCAGAGUUUUCCGAUAUACCCACUCGCGGUUGUGCGAGCGUCAUCGACGACGCAAUGGUAGUGAGGGCAGCGUCUCCGCCGUCUUCGGAGAUGGAGAUUUCAGUGUAUUGUGUGGAGAAAAUCUUGAAUUACAGUUUUAAAAACAAGCGACUUCUAGAAGAAGCAUUGACGCACUCUUCGUACCCUGGUGCGGCGUCGUAUCAGCGGCUGGAGUUUGUCGGCGACGCGGCGUUGGGACUUGCAUUCUCUAAUUACAUCUUUUUAGUUUAUCCAAGGCUUGAUCCAGGACAGCUAUCGCUCAUACGGUCUGCCAAUAUAAGCACUGAGAAACUGGCACGAGUGGCUGUCAGACACGGGCUGUAUCGGUUCAUGAGACAUAACGCGGCUUCUGCUCUUGAUGAUAAAGUGAAGGAAUUUGCUGAAGCUGUUAGUCAAGAAGAAGACAAUGCAGCUGUGUAUGGUGGAUCAAUGAAAGCGCCAAAGGUUCUUGCUGACAUUGUUGAAUCUAUCGCAGCUGCGAUCUAUGUUGAUGUUGAUUUUGAUCUCCAAAAAUUAUGGGUGAUUAUUCGGGGUCUUAUGGAGCCUAUCAUAACCCUGGAAGACCUGAAACAAAAGCCACAACCGGUUACACUUUUGUUUGAGCUUUGCCAGAAGCAAGGAAAGCAAGUUGAUAUCAAGUACUGGAGAAAGAAGGACAAAAACAUUGCCAGUGUAUAUGUUGAUGGUGAGUUUGUUGCCUCAAGUUCUUCAGAGCAGAAGGAAAUCGCGAAGCUUAAUGCUGCAAGGGAAGCUCUGCACAAGUUAUUGCAGUUUAUGCCGGUAGAUAAUGGUGGGAUGAUUGAAAUUUAUAAUGAUGUUGAUGGUAAAUUGGAGAUCGGAGCUAAACAGAAGUUACAUGAAAUCUGCAGCAAAAAGAAGUGGCCAAAACCAACCUACCAAACUGAGAAAGAUGAAGGUCCUUCACAUGACAAGAAAUUCAUAUGUUCUGUCAAAAUUCCAACUGCAGAUGGUACACUUUAUAUCACUGGAGCUGAGAAGUCGAGAGUAAGGGAUGCAGAGAACUCCGCAGCUGCCAUGAUGAUCGGCGCCUUAUAUGAGUCUAAUUAUAUUUGAUGCUAUUGAUCCGUAAUAAAUUAUAUCAUGUGCUGUUUUUCUGAUGGAUUUCUGCCAUUUGAUCCGUAAUAACUUGUACAGCCAUGAGUUAUAUGUAAAUAGCUGUUUUCAGUGUUCUUUUGUGUGCCAUAAUCCUGUAAACUUUGCUUAUAUCACCUGAUGUUUAAUUCUACUAUUUCAUUUCUAUUA